AUGUCAUCAUGUUGUAAAUGGGGAAUAAUAAUGACAAUCCUAAUAUUGGCAGCUGGUCUUAUCAUAGGACUUGUCUUACUGUUUAAGUUAUCAAGGAAUCAAACGAAUGAUUCGUAUAUUGCCAACACCACUGAUUCUUCAUCAACAAGUCUACGCGGUACAUCAGUUACAACUAGCAUUGUAUCGGGAACAAACGCAACUACUACUGGCGGAAUGUCUUCUAUUAGUGAUACUACAAGUAGCACCGUAGGCUCAGUUUCUAUUACUACCAGCAAUAGCCUCUCAUCGUUGACUACAUCAUCAGACUCAACUACUAGUUUUGAAUCAACUACUAGCACGAUUACAACAUCAUUUACAACUGGUGAGUCGGAUGCUUAUUGUACGAUAUGA
Molecule: messenger RNA, 390 nt
Organism: Rotaria sordida
Lineage: Eukaryota; Metazoa; Rotifera; Eurotatoria; Philodinida; Philodinidae
Source: the annotation of a GenBank genome assembly